Molecule: messenger RNA, 1743 nt
Organism: Fundulus heteroclitus (mummichog)
Lineage: Eukaryota; Metazoa; Chordata; Actinopteri; Cyprinodontiformes; Fundulidae
Gene: tedc1
Product: tubulin epsilon and delta complex 1
Exons: 8
Coding region: 446-1540 (364 amino acids)
Source: RefSeq, a predicted model, not a curated record
CUCGGUUCCGCCGGCACCGGUCUCCGGUGACUCGUUAGUGAAGCGGAGAGAUGCUUUCUGGGAUAUGUAGUGAAAACCCAGAGCUUUAAUCAGCCGAGGAAAGAAAGUUAGCGCCUUUAUGGAUCUAUGGAAGCUCUUAAGUGCCAAAAUGUGCAUUUUUACGUAUGUAAAAUACGAUUAAUGCAAUAUCGUAAGCUAUUUUAACAAAUAAUUAAAAAACAUAACAAUGUCAUGAUGUUACGCUGUUUUAAAAAAGGAUUUCAUUGUAGAAACCUAAAUUCUGUGCUUAUUGAUGAUGUUGGAUAUAAGGGGAGGCAGCAGGCCUGAAAAGGCUGUAGUGAGUAUUAAUGGCCCGUUGGUGGCGCUGUGACGCCGCCAAUCAUAUGCAAGGACUUCUGGUAAGCCCCUCCUUCUGAAGUAGCCUACUCCAUAGAUAUCCUUUAAUAUGAAUAUCUAUGGCCUACUCCUCCAGAUGGAUGCGUGGAGCUCUGCCUCUGAAAUCCAUCUGGAGAGUCAGGGGGAUCCUUUCUGGCAGCUUCUGUCCAGCAUCCUUCACAUGUCGGGGAUCAUUUCCUCUGAGACCAGCUCUCAGCUGAGGGGAGAGCUGAGGAAGCUGGUGGCUGCAGGCCUGUGGCAGAGCGGCUACCACGCUGACUGGAUCUACGGCGCUGAUGCAGGCAGCUUCUGCAGCAGAGACCUCCUCCUGGCGCUCGGCUGGCUGCUGGCUAAAGGAGUCCUGGAGACGCUGCUGGCAGGCCGGGUGGAGCAGCUGGACCAAACGCUGCUUUCUUCUGCUCCUGAGAAACCAGAGGUCUCAGCCGAUCUGGAGCUGGACGCUGCCUCGCUAAGGAGACUGCAGUGGCUGAUGGGUCAUCUGAGACACCGGGGACGGACUCUGCUGUCCACCAUAGGAGCGCGAACACGAGCGCUGCAUGAGGUCCUUUCUAGCAGCCAGGUUUGCUCUGCAGCUCCCUCUGCUGGCCGAAGCUCUGCCGCUCUGACAGAGGACUGCUUCAGUCUCCAGCAGCUCUGUGAGCUCCUUGACGCGUAUGUCAGCUGGAAACAGGUGGAGAAGGUGUUCUGGACCUGGAUGGACAGUGUGGCUGACCGCCGUCUCUGCGACCUCCGGGACAGGACGUCCUCCCAGCGGGUCAGUCACAGCUUGGGAGCAUGUCACCAGGGGAAGCAGAGGCUGGAGGAGAUGCUGAGGGGGCCGGCCCAGCAGGACGUGAAGAGCGGCGACGCUGAUUGGGCCGUGGCCUCCCUGCCUCCGUCGCUCUCCUCUCGCCUCUCUGCUCCCUCCGUUCAUCAGGUGUGCCGUGCCAGGCUGCAGGCUGAGCAGAGGCUCCGACGUCCCUCAGAGGGGCCCCACGGCGGGGCCGCGGCCCCAGGCGAGCUCCCUGCGCCUCAGGCUGCUCAGCUGCUGCUUCAGGCUGAAACGGAGCUUCUGCAGCGCAGGGACAGGCGGCGUCUGGCCAACAGGAAGCAGCUGCAGGGGCUGAUGGGUAGUCUGGACCAGCAGGUGUUUAUAGCGCUGUAGACGGCCCCGUCAGACAUGGACUGAUGUGACGGACAGACGACCCGGCCCGCCUCUCCCUGAGGAGAGUUCAGGACCUUCAGGGUUUCAAGACCGACCCGUUAGAAACUACUCGCUUGACUUGAGUUUAAUAGUUUAGCAAGUUAGAUAUUAGCUGCUGGUCAUUUUAAAAACCUCAACGUAUCAAUAAAAACAAUUCAAAUGGA